Messenger RNA from Lolium rigidum, 1803 nucleotides. Its product is annotated as amino acid transporter AVT1A. The coding region runs from base 62 to 1672 and encodes 536 amino acids. The record is from RefSeq and is a predicted model, not a curated record. Gene Ontology annotation, cellular component: plasma membrane. Lineage: Eukaryota; Viridiplantae; Streptophyta; Magnoliopsida; Poales; Poaceae. The transcript is spliced from 12 exons.
AUUCCCUGCUCGCUCCUGUAGACUGUAGCGCUACCUGUGUCUGUGCCGGUGCUGCCGCGAGAUGGCGGCGGCGAGGAGCCGGAAGGAGGAGGAGGACGAGAUGGCGCUGGAGGACGGCGACAUCGACGAGAGCCCGCGCGACAGCUUCCGCGACGACGACGACGACUCCGAGGACGGCGACAUGGGGGACGAGGAGGAGGACGAGCUGGACGAGGACGGCGACGGGGUCGGCUCCUUCGAGUCCCGCCAGUGGCCGCAGAGUUACAGGGAGACAACUGACACCUACACAAUUGCUGCAUCUCCGAUCUUCGGUUACCUGGGUCCUUCGACGAGCAAGUACUCAAUUGAUGGUGGCCGUAGUAGUCUGGCUUCUGACUCGAAGUUACCUCUUAUCUCGGAUAAACUAGAAUCUGUCAAGAGCCUGCGAAGACAUCUUCUCGGUUCAGCUAGAGAUGACAAACUCUCGUUUCAGUAUACCGGUGAAAUCUACGUCGGCCAAGGAUGCAGUGUUACACAGACUGUCUUCAAUGGCAUUAACGUACUUGCUGGUGUUGGCCUUCUUUCCACUCCCUUCACAAUUCAUGAAGCUGGAUGGGCUGGUCUUGCAGUUCUAUCCCUUUUUGCGAUAAUUUGCUGUUAUACUGGAGUACUUCUGAAGCACUGUUUUGAGAGCAAAGAUGGCAUUUCAACCUAUCCAGACAUCGGGGAGGCUGCCUUUGGAAGAAUUGGCCGCUUGAUCAUAUCUAUUAUUUUGUAUACCGAGCUAUAUUCAUAUUGUGUGGAAUUCAUUAUUUUGGAAGGUGAUAAUAUGACAUCUAUCUUUCCUGGCGUUGAUCUUAAUUUGUUUGGGAUUCAUAUCGACAGUAAACAUUUCUUUGGAGUGUUAACUGCUCUUGUAGUCCUUCCCACAGUAUGGCUGCGAGAUCUUCGUGUGCUCUCAUACCUUUCAGCGGGAGGUGUGAUUGCGACUCUUGUGGUUUUCGUAUCUGUUGCUUUAGUUGGCACUACUGAAGGUGUAGGGUUCCAUCAGACUGGGGAAGCAGUAAAGUGGAGUGGCAUGCCCUUUGCUAUCGGUAUUUAUGGUUUCUGCUACUCUGGACAUUCGGUAUUUCCAAACAUCUACCAGUCAAUGUCAGAUCGCACAAAAUUCCCUAAGGCACUGUUUAUAUGCUUUGCGAUUUGCACAGCAAUAUAUGGCUCGUUUGCUAUUUUUGGCUAUCUCAUGUUUGGUGACAAGACUCUGUCACAAAUAACUUUGAAUCUUCCAAAAGAGUCAUUAGCCUCGAAAGUUGCGCUGUGGACCACGGUCAUCAAUCCUUUCACCAAAUUUGCCUUGUUGUUAAACCCAUUGGCUCGGAGUUUAGAGGAGUUGCGCCCUGAGGGAUUUUUGAACGAAACAAUUGUCGCUGUCAUACUGAGGACUGGCCUUGUUGCAUCAACUGUUGUCAUUGCCUUUAUUCUGCCAUUCUUUGGUCUGGUGAUGGCUCUGAUUGGAUCUCUUCUUAGUAUACUUGUGGCAAUCAUAAUGCCCGCCUUGUGCUUCUUGAAGAUCACACAGAAUAAAGCCACACGUGCACAGGUCAUCGCAAGCAUUGUUAUAAUAGUAGUCGGUGUCAUCAGUGCUGCCCUCGGAACGUACUCUUCGGUAGCCAGAAUCAUCGGGAACUACUGAUUUUUCCAAGGCAAUCUCUCCGACAGCUCCCAGUACCAUCACUCUGCUGCUAGAGCUCUUGCUGUGUAUCAUCCAGUUUUACCCAGUUCUGUGUACAUCCUUCGACCUACUAUAGUCGAUUAUAAAGACCA